Molecule: messenger RNA, 2607 nt
Organism: Penaeus vannamei (Pacific white shrimp)
Lineage: Eukaryota; Metazoa; Arthropoda; Malacostraca; Decapoda; Penaeidae
Source: RefSeq, a predicted model, not a curated record
ACUCACCGCCUCCCGUCCCCCUUGGCAGCACACGGUGUCGGACGGCGAGGGCCGCGAGCACCACUACGACCGCGGCGAGCCCAUCAUCUUCAUCGGGGGAAUGCCUCGCUCGGGCACCACCCUCGCCCGGGCCAUGCUGGACGCCCACCCCAACAUCCGCUGCGGCGAGGAGACCCGGGUGGUGCCCAGGAUCCUGCAGAUGAGGCAGCAGUGGAAGCGCUCGCCGAAGGAGUCCAUGAGGCUGGAGGAGGCGGGCGUCACCGACGAGGUGGGUGGUUCUUUGAAGCCGUACUCCUCUCGUUUGAUCCUGGACAUUGUGGUAAACCACGGCCAGCCCGCGUCCCGUCGGUGGGAAACAAAGGAGACCCAUUCACACUCAAUCAGCCACGUAGAUCUGUUAAACUGUUCCCCAAUAGCCAAGUUCCUGUUCAUGGUACGAGAUGGAGGGCCACUGUGCAACUCCAUCAUUUCUCAGGUAACAAUCACAGGCUUUGACCUGUCAUCAUACAAGCAGUGUUUACAAAGGUGGAAUAAUGCCGUUCAGACCAUGAACACGCAGUGCAGUGAGCUUGGGCCAGACCGGUGCUUACCAGUGUACUACGAGCAGCUGGUUCUGCACCCUGAGGAGUGGAUGAAGAAGAUCCUGACCUUCCUGGAAGUGCCAUGGGAUGAUGCCGUUCUGCACCAUGAGGAGUUCGUCAACAAGCCAGGCGGAGUCUCCCUGUCCAAGGUCGAGCGUUCGAGUGACCAAGUGGUGAAGCCGGUGAACCUCGAUGCACUGAGCAAGUGGGUCGGCCAGAUCCCAAAAGAUGUGGUUGAAGACAUGGCCAACAUUGCACCCAUGCUGGCUGUGCUGGGCUACGACCCGAAUGGCAACCCUCCAAACUAUGGCUCUGCAGACCCAAUUGUAGCCAACAACACGAAACGCAUCCAGAGGGAGUCCAACGUGUGGCAGGACCGAGCCCAAGAAGUGCUCAGUCUCUCCAAGCACAGGAGAGGAGAUAACACAUGAUGACCUCGAAGAGUUUCGUCUCUCAUUUCUGUUUUUUUUUUCUUCUUUUGUUACUACUUUUUAAUUAUAAAACACCCGGAAUCCGAUCCUCCUCAAAGGUCUUAAUUGGGGCCUGAAGGGAGGUUUGUGUUUUCAAUUUAUUAGGUACAUUUGUGGCAUUGUAGGUGUUCAUAUUAGGCAAACAUUACACCCUCAUUCUUUUAUAUUCUAUUUUCAAUAUUAUUAUUGACCUUUCUUCUACAAAGAGACUAUAUAUGAAACUUGUCAUCACUUGUCAUCAGGGUUUUCAAUAUUUAUAUCUCUCACUUCUACUACUAAAUGUGUAUUGGUACAAAAGAUAGAGUUAUAAUGUGACAAGCUGCAAACAGCCAGACAUUUGAAUAGAUAAAUAAAUAGAUGAAUACAUAUACUUAUAUAUAUAUUUAUUUAUUUAUUUAUAUAUACAUCAUGUAUCAUAUAUUAUGUAUGUAUAUUAUAUUACAUAUAAUAUGAUAUAGAUAUAUAUUAUAUGUGUACAAGAUAAUCCAUUUAUGUCCAGAAAAACAUUAAACUUUUGAGGAUUAUGUGAAAAUACCUCAUUAUGGAGCUUUUAUGUGAGUGAAAAGAAAAGCUUAAACAAUAUUUUUGUUUUUAGAAGUCACAUUCCAUGACAUUGCUUCUUAAAAUACAAUCUAGCAAUCUCAGCAAUGAAGUUAUACUUCCAUGUGCAAUAUAAGAUAGCAACAGCUGUAUCCAAUUAUUAAAUUUCACUUCAGAGUUAUCUUAAUAAAGUGUCAUAUGUUACAAUUAGUAAACUUCAAUAAUCGUAAUACAUAAUCAGUGUAUGUUACUUUAAGGCACAGAACAUUGCCAGUAAAGAGUGUGAAGCAAGACAGUGUCAUAAGAGCAAUGCAGUUAAGUGGAGAAUUUACACAUCAUUGAAGAAACUCUAACAUGUAAAAAUCUGUUUUAUUGUUUCAAGAACAAAUGAUUGGAGUUGAUUUCAAGUGUAGGCUUUGUGAUUUAUAAGCCUCUUGUAUUAUUUUGUGGAAAUGACUUGUCUGAAAAACAUCUUUAAAACAUGUUAUUCUUUAAAAAAAAUCAUUGCACCUGUAUAUGAUUUAUUGCUUUCUUUUGGAUGCAUAUUUUCUUGUACAGUUUCUUUGCUCUCUUUAUUCCACAUAAUGUAUCUCUUUAGGCAGUCCAUAUCUGUGAUACAGUCUUGCUAUACAUAUAUAUAUAUACAUCAUUGGCCCUCAAGUGGCAUUCCAGAAUUCAGGUUCCAAUGUGUGAAUGUCAUUUAGUUUGUUGCUUCAUGUUUUUCAUCUGGGAUACUGUUUUAUCAUUACAUGGUGCUUUAGAGUAUAUUAAUCAGUAAUCAUUUUUAAAAAAGAAAAUAUGGAAAUAACAGGAAGCAUGUUUGCUCUUUACACUGAGUGGUUGGACUUGUGGCACUGUGGGAAUGAGGUAAUUGUAAAGUUAAUUGCCAUAAUACAAGUAGUACUUUGGUGACUGAUUUAUUGUAUACAAAAUGUGAACUGAUGCAGCCAAGCCGGAGGAUUUUGACUGCUCUGGUUUUAUGAUAUCUCUUCCAUACAUAAAUGUGAGGAUUUUUG